GUCAUAAGCCUAACAUUGGGCAUGUAGUUUCUCUCAAUACAUCAUCGGGUUUAUAUUUCAUGCAAAAAAAGGUAGAGUGUGUGGUUAAUUUUUACUGUUGCUUCAUAAUUGUAAAUGCGCUGUCUAUUUAUCAGCAACCUCAUAUAUUCAUGCUAUGCGUAUGAGUGCUACAUCUGUUGUGGCGUGGAUAAGGAAAUCAUUAUUAUUGACUUACAUGAUCUGUAUGUUCUUAAAGCAUUUUAUAAGCAUAUUGACGCAAGUAAAUCCAAAACCAGGAAGUCAUUCGACGGUUUCGACGAAGAAGACACACAGUGUUUAACAGAGGAUGCUCUCAAAGCUUGAAUACCACAGUAGCUCUUUUAGCCCAUCAUCAUUUAGAGGUAAACCACAAACCUGUUUAAAACAUCUCAAUUUUCUUUAUGUCCUGCCUAAAGGCACGUCAUAGUAUAUUAGCUGGGUAUGGACAGACAAAAAUGGCUGUUACAUCAAGUGUCUUGAUAUAGGAGUUCCUGUCGCCUUUAAGGAGAAAGAUAUGUGUCCAACUAGUAAAUAUUCAUAUAUCCUAGCAAUUAUGAUUAGCAGACAAUUUGUGCGGGCAAUGAUAAGUCAAAAAAAGUAAAACAGAAAAGCUUAUCUUGAAUUUAAAGAUUCUCUCAUCCAUUGUCAGUGUUGCAACUUUCUCUCUGUUGAAUUCAUACUUAAAUAAAUCAACAAACGCUUCUCGGAUGGCCCCAGCUCUUUUAGUUCCAUGCCCGACCCAGUCUCUUUUUUUUUUUUU
Molecule: messenger RNA, 778 nt
Organism: Rhizopus microsporus ATCC 52813
Lineage: Eukaryota; Fungi; Mucoromycota; Mucoromycetes; Mucorales; Rhizopodaceae
Exons: 1
Coding region: 115-342 (75 amino acids)
Source: RefSeq, a predicted model, not a curated record